This is a messenger RNA of Colossoma macropomum (tambaqui), 1651 nucleotides long. RefSeq names its product taspase, threonine aspartase, 1 (gene tasp1). Gene Ontology annotation, molecular function: threonine-type endopeptidase activity. Gene Ontology annotation, biological process: protein maturation. The coding region runs from base 204 to 1502 and encodes 432 amino acids. The transcript is spliced from 15 exons. The record is from RefSeq and is a predicted model, not a curated record. NCBI's taxonomy places the organism in Eukaryota, Metazoa, Chordata, Actinopteri, Characiformes, Serrasalmidae.
CGAUAAGGCACCUAUCUCGCGCUUCUGAGACACCGAAUAAAAGGAAGAAGAAGAACAACUGCAACAAGAAGAACACCGCGUAGUUUAAUGUGAUUUUUAUACAGAUGCAGCAGCGGGACUCCAGUUGUAGGACUCAGAGGACCAAUAUGUUUACGUUAUGAGUGACUGAUGGGCCAAGAUGCGACCGCUGCUUCACCCAAGUCAUGGAGAAAUUAAGAAACUCAACAGGUUGCACAGGGACUGUGUUCCCACUACAGUAUUCAGGGACUAUGCAGAACAGCACUAUCUCCAGCAGGGAGCACAGAGCUGUGGGGUUUGUGCUUGUGCAUGCAGGAGCAGGGUAUCAUUCGGAAUCCAAAGCCAAGGAGUAUAAACAUGUGUGCAAGAGAGCUUGUCAGAAAGCUGUGGACAGGCUGAGAGCUGGAGCCAUGGCCCUGGAAGCAGUGACUGCAGCUCUUACAGAGCUAGAGGAUUCACCGUUCACCAACGCUGGUACAGGCUCCAACCUUAACCUGUCUGGGGAUAUUGAGUGUGAUGCGAGCAUAAUGGAUGGGAAGUCAUUAGAUUAUGGAGCAGUUGGAGCUUUAAGUGGAAUCAAGAACCCAGUGUUGGUGGCCAGAAGACUACUGAGUGAAGCACAAAAAGGGAAGCUUUCAGCUGGCAGGAUCCCUCCCUGCUUUUUAGUGGGAACAGGCGCACAGCAAUGGGCUCUCACUCACGGAAUACCUCCAUGUCCUUCAGAGAAGAUGGCCACCAAAUUUAGUUUGUCAGCUUACAAAAGGAACAAACGGAAGAUGGAGCUGGCAGAGAAAAUAGAGACAGAACAUCAUUUUUUGAAGCGACAACGAACGUCAAGUGGAACUGUGAGUGAAAUUAUAGAGCCUAUCUCCUCGUCAUUGGACACAGUGGGGGCAAUUGUUGUGGAUCAGGAAGGGAAUGUGGCAGCUGCUGUUUCCAGCGGAGGUUUGGCCAUGAAACAUCCAGGGCGAGUGGGCCAGGCUGCUCAUUAUGGCUGUGGCUGCUGGGCUGAAAAUGCGCAUGAUGCCAGACCUUAUGCUACAGCUGUGAGUACCUCAGGAUGUGGUGAGCACCUGAUACGCACUAUGCUAGCCAGAGAGUGUUCCACAGCUGUGCAGGCUGAAGAUGCACAUCAAGCCCUCCUGGAGGCUAUGCAAAACAAGUUCAUAGUGUCUUUUGUCUUUUCGCAGUGCCAUUUGCUGUACAACAGUUCACCAUUCCUGGCCAGUGAGGAUGGUGUUCUGGGUGGAGUAAUUGUUCUAAGAUGUUGUAAAUGUGGAGAUGAUCAGAGCUCUGACAGUCUCCGGGCUUUGCUGGUAGAGUUCCUCUGGAGCCAUACUACAGAAAGUAUGUGUGUGGGUUACAUGUCUGCGCAUGACAGUAAAGCCAAGACUCAUAUAUCCAGACUGCCUCCUGGAGCUGUGGCUGGACAAUCACUGGCGAUUGAAGGUGGUGUAUGUCGGCUGGGGGCCAUGAAUGAUUGAAAGCAGAUAAAAUCCCUUUUUUCAGCAGCAAUAUGCUCAUCGUAAUCAAGGCAAAGUCUUAUGAAUGGAGGUAUUAAUGUUGACCUUUUUUUUUUAACUAUGAACAUACAAUAAGUUUGUCUUAUAAGGCAAUUAAAUGGUUAACGAUA